UUUGUUUGUCUUUGCUGCCAUUCCGUAUCUCUGUGCUGGCUUUCAAGAUGGCGGCGUGCGUGGGGCGGCUGUGUUGUGCAGGUAUCCGGCUGCCCUGGUGUCGCGCUCUCUCCCUCACGGCUGGGAAUCGAGCAGGACAGAAGUGGAGGCUUGAGAAUAAUCUGGCUGCCAACGGUACGGAAUACGGGCUGAUGACAGAUCUCCCAGACUGGUCCUACGCUGACGGACGGCCGGCGCCUCCACUGAAAGGGCAGGAGAGGAGGAAGAAAGAGAGGGAGGAGUUUGCGAGGCGUGUGGUGCUUCUCAGCUCUGAGGUGGAUGGAGGGAUGCAGAGAUGGAGGGAGGGGAAGGAUGAGGCGAAAGCAACAGAGGAGAGAAGGAAAGCACUCCAGCUUAAGCCCAAAGGCGGCUAUCUGCAGAAGAAGAAAUAAAAAGAUCUUUCAAACGCU
Molecule: messenger RNA, 449 nt
Organism: Conger conger (European conger)
Lineage: Eukaryota; Metazoa; Chordata; Actinopteri; Anguilliformes; Congridae
Gene: mrpl52
Product: mitochondrial ribosomal protein L52
Exons: 5
Coding region: 48-431 (127 amino acids)
Biological process (GO): mitochondrial translation
Cellular component (GO): mitochondrial large ribosomal subunit
Molecular function (GO): structural constituent of ribosome
Source: RefSeq, a predicted model, not a curated record